AUCGUGUCAUGUGCUCGAGGCUCUGUGUAUUGCUCGCACCGAUACAGAAACAUUGGGUAUUUUGGUGGGUGCGAGCGAGCAAGAGAGAGCGAACGACUCAAUCAUGAGGCACAUAAAACAACAUAAUCGUUAAAACUAAAUCGGUUCCGAUUGUAUUCAACACGCUACUCACUCACUCGCUCACUGCUCUGUGUCUCACACACCAGCCACCGUCGUCGAGCAUACAUAUGCACGCAAAACAAUACACUCGGUUCAGUUUUAUUUAAGUGCUACUAUUAUUAUUCCAUUAGAAGAAAUACCGAUUUCAUUCGCUUGUCAACUAUUCAAUAUGGCGGAUGUUUAAGCGAACAACUCAAAAUUUCAAUAGAGGAUAGCAAAAAAAACUCAUUUUUGUUAUUAGUAUUUACAAUCAGUUUCCACGGAAUUUUUGCUUUUUUUGAGUUUUGGUAUUUUAGUGGUUUUUUUGUUCGAAAUUGCUGGACAGUGAUUCAUUUAUAACAAAAAACAACGAAAAAAAAUUUAUAUUGUUCGGAGAAGUUCAAAAAUCAUCGAAAGAAUUUCACAGUUUGAGAAUUUUAAGCCGUGGUGUGUGCGUGAACCUUGGUUGUGCUAACAUCGUAAUUUUUUGUGGUCCAAACGCGAGUGGCUUAUUGAUUGUGAUUGAAAUCCUUCGGGACGAGAUUACACCGACAUCAAGUGAUCAAAUUAUUGUUGUGUUCGGUUGUUUCGAGCCGAUUUACUCAAAUAUUCUGUAUAUAAUUGAAGAAGCAAAGUAAGAAAGAUUGAUCAUCCACGGGAGAGCAACGACCACACGAUAAGCAAUAAACAACGAAACGAUUUGUUCGUUGAAUUGAUUCAAUUUCGCACUUCGUCGAAACAAAUUCUGAUAUUCGCUGCUCGGCGUCAUGGAGACCAUGGAAUAUGAAACUGCCCGGAAUUUGACGUUGCUAUUUUUUCUGGAACGAUUAAUGGAACGCGGUGAGCCACGCACCUUGCACGAUCUAUCGUGUCAGUUCGGUUCAAAAGGAUUCACAAAAGAAAUGCGUCAAAUAGCUGGCGGCAGUCAAUCAGGUUUAAAGAAGUUCCUUGCUCAGUAUCCGGCGAUUUUCGUUAUCGAUGGUGACCAUGUCUUAGUAAAUUCGUUUGAGAAAUCCGCGUCGAGUGAUAUGCUUGGCGGCGGCACUCGUGACUACAUACAAGAAUCAAAGGAUUAUUUCAAGCACAAAUUACUGCAGUAUGGCAUCGGCACAGAAGUUCCAAUCAAAAGUCUUCUCGGUCAUCGAAGUCAAGCAUCACCACAAAUUCGACACAUCUCAGGUCAGCAUAUCAAAGAGUUUACGGAGUUUUUGAGCAAGCAUACCGACACAUUUCAAAUCAUUGACGAAUGUGUUGUCUUGGUUGGCUGUGAUGAUUUACAAGAACUUCCACUAUCGGAACGUCUCCAUUUACCACAACCAUCGAUCGAUACGGUGGCCACACAACAAAUGUUGGAUUUCUUUGCGUCAUGCAUCGAAUCGAAAGGUCCGAUUCUUGUCGAUCAGCUAUUCCAUUUAGUCACCGCGACAUUUCCGCAAGAGCAAUGGUUCUCGAUGUUCAAAACGCCGUGUGAUUUGAGCACAUUUCUGAAAUUGUUCUCGAAUUGUUUUCACAUUCAGUCGAAUCUAGUCACAUUGCUACAAAAGCCGGUUCUAUCGGAUCUGCACAUUCAGCAACAAACGGCCCGCGCCAAAGAUUGUCUGAACAAUAACUAUACAUCGGCCGCAUUGACACCAUCCACGCAGCAACGUACCCAAUCGCCGGUGUCUCGUGGUACAACUGUCGGUGAUUUUAAGCUUAACGAACCCGUCUCGAAUGUGAAAGUGACGACAAAUGGCGGCAGCGGUGGCAUCAAUAACAAUGUGUCCACUAACAAUAAUAACAAUAACAAUAACAAGAGUGAGCCAAACAGCGGCUUCGACAGUUACAUUCCGGAGUUCGAUAUAAAAAUGGAGAAUUUGUGCGAAAAUAACUGCCCGAAAAGCGCCAACAACACACUGUUGUCAACAUCCGAACCGAAUUCAUUGACACAGAUUUCCGAUACAUCGUCACCGCUAUCGAAUCGUAGUCCAGCCAUGUCACCAAUACCACCAGCCACAGCCACAGCCACACCAAACGAUCGAGCCAAUUUUGCGGGCAACAAGAACCAGUCACUCAAACAGCGCAUCAACAAUCUGGUCAUCAAAACGCUGGCCGAAAACGAAAAAGACAAGCAAAACACUGCCAUUAGCGUGCACUUGACUAAUCAAACAAACAAUGCAAAUACCGUGGCCAAUGCCAAUACGACAACAACAGCAGCAGCAGCAACAACGAACACGACUGGGUCACAGUUGACACCGAGCCCGGUGAAAAGUGCGAGCGACAACAGUGCCAACAAUAUGUUUAUCGGUGAUACGUGGAAAAUUAAAGUAUUGCAGAACACACGAGUCAUUGCCACGGUUAAUGAGAGUCAAUUUGUGACCGAAGCGAUCGCAAAGUCGGCCACCAAGGAUGAACCGGUUGUGAUUUCGGUCGAUUGUGAGGGUAUCAAUUUGGGACUCAAGGGAGAACUAACGCUGGUCGAAAUUGGCACCGUGCGAGGCGAAGCAUUCAUUUUUGAUGUGCUACAGUGUCCAAACAUUAUGACUGAGGGUGGCUUGAAAGCAUUGCUCGAAAACGAUAAUGUGAUCAAAAUCAUUCAUGACUGUCGCAAUGAUUCGGUCAAUCUGUUUGUACAAUUCAAAGUAUUACUUCGGAAUGUCUUCGACACGCAGUCUGCCCACGCUUUGCUUCAGUACCAAGAACAAAACAAGCAGGUGUACAAAGUGAAAAAUGUUUCAUUGAAUACGUUGUGUGAGAUUUAUAACGCACCAAAGAAUCCGAUGAAAGAUCAACUCAAGAAUAUUUAUCGACGCGAUCAAAAGUACUGGUCUCGGCGACCAUUGUCCAGAGACAUGCUACUUUAUGCAGCCGUCGAUGUGCUUGUUCUCAUCAAUGAGCAACUCUAUGCCAAAAUGUCAGAGGCAAUUAAACCGGAAUUUAAAGGCUUACUGUCGGAAUUGUGUACUGAACAAAUACUGAUGCUGAUCAAACCAAGCGAGGUGCGAUCACGAAAGAAGCAACGCAAACUUGGCACAGAGGUCGCUGAUCUGAAACAAAAAUUGAGUCAAUCGAACAAGAACAUUGUAUUGAGCAAUCGCGAAAUUCGUCUUCUACGGUAUCUGGAUUUGACGGAAGAGGAGAAAGAAAAAUUGCGAGGUUCACACAAGGUGGCCAGAAAGUUGGAGAAGCUCGAAAGCAUUGGCCAAGAUCGUUCAAACAGCGAUUCGGAAGAUGACGUCGAACCAGACACGGUUGAUCAAGAAUAUCCAAGUUUAGACAGUGUUCCAUCAGAUAAUUCGUUACCAGGGCCAACAACAUUCUCUCCGCGCAACUCAGAGCCACCCAGUUUGACCGAAUCGAUGCAGCUUAUGGACGAAAUUUUGUCCGACAAAACAAUGGACCGUAUCGAACGAAUCGAUAAAUUAGAAGCAAUCUUGUCCGCAGCAACACUGUUGCCUAGCGAUCCGGUGAUCACAACUCUUCCAAACCUAACCGAUACGCAAUCCAACUCAAGCAGUUCCUACGACAGUUUUCAAUUCAUCAAAACGGAGCCGAAACGAUGCUGCCUAUGCAAUUGUCAGAACAACAAAGUCCAGAUGAACAAUCAGCGCAACAUUAACCUCAACGCAACCAACAAUCAUGUGCUGGGCUCAAAUGUGAAAUUAGACGCAGGCUGUCAAACGCUAAGCACCGGCGACAUUGUCAUCAUGAAGGUGUACUUCAAAGAGGAUCAAGAGAAGGGCACCGAACGUGUCAUCGUUUCGUCUCCAAAACGAUGUGCUCAAUGAAUAGACUUUUUUCUCCAUUGAAUUAAUGUAUUCACGUACUGAAUAAUAUACAACAACAGGAACAACAACAAAGAAAAAAAAAUUGAAACAAAAUCCUCACUAAUCACCCAAUAUACUAAGUGUAGAUAAAUUGUGCGGUGAAUAUCGAAUGAAACUAUCAAGAUUGAAUACGGUUUACUCGUAAAUUGUCACUCAGAUUGAACAAAAUGAUGACGUCAGGAUUUGAAACCAGUUUGUAGAAUGCAAAUCGACAUUUCGGUUGAAAUUAUUAUGUAAAUAUAUUUGAAGUUUAAUCGCAGAAUUUUUUUUGAUAGAGUAAAACGGAGAGAGAGAUAGAGAGAGAGAGAGAGAGAGAAAGAGAGAGAGAGAGAGAGAGAGAUGAGAUCCAAAAUUAAUAGAAUUAUAGAAAAUGUGAUUUCGUCGAACGAAUGGAACAUAUCAUUUUGACGAUGAGCAACAUUUCUAAUCACUUAACAAAUCAAAGGGAACGAGUCAAUUGUAAAAUCAAAUAAACGAAGAAUGUGAAAUGGCUGUACUGUAAUCGGCCAAGAUUAAUGCAGCUAAUGAAAUAUCCGGCACGUUUAAGUGCCAACAGACAGAAAAAAAGAAACAAACCAGAAUUCCGGCUCAAUUGAUGUGUUUUUUUCCCGACUUAUCUUUCUUAACAACACACAUAAGUAUUGGAACGAAAUAUAUUAUGGCAAACAUUAAAUCAUGAAUAAUAAUUUAACAACAAACAAUUCUAAUCAUAUCAAAAAAAAAAAGAAAUGAGAUAAUAAUUUAUUUUACAAAACGGCAGUGAUCACACAGCUUACUAUGAGCUGAACAAAUAUGCACUCAUUUUUCUCCCUUGUUGUUUAGUCUUCCGAAUUAGUUUUAAAAAAAGAACGAAAAAAUUGUUCAACUUUUGUUGCAUUCGCUCAUCCCGAUCGUUUAUCGGUUUCUUCCCGUUAUUUUCUUCUUUUUUUGAGUUCGAGAAAUAUUUAACGUAAAUAUUAAAGUCCCGCGCAGUGCCUUUGCAAUUAACUAGAACAAUCAUUUGAGCACAAAAUUUAGUUACAAUAGAUAUAUCAUCGUGUGUUUGAUGAUUCGAUUCGACACACUGUUUCAAAACCAAUCAAGCGACAACAUAAAAACCACGUUGAACUGCGAAAAGUGAACCCCCCACACUCUGACAAAAUGACACAGUAUUUAUGCGGGCAAAUGCUACCUGUGUGUAUUAUUAAUCAACAGCAAUAUUUUGUAUAUACAUAAUUCAUCACAUUUACUACAAAAAGCAAUUCUUGGGAAAUCUCUUUGCUGAUUUUUUUUUCUAAUUUUAGAUUUAAGAUGCCAUAUUAUAAUUUAGUUGAUCAAUUCAAAUUUAAUAUUUAUCCUCAUACGGAAUCAAAUGGAAUUGUAACUGAAGAAUUAAUUUGGAGAUGGGAAAAUGCAGAAUCAAUCAUUUUUUUGCUUUUGAAAUCAUGAGAAACAAAAACGUUACGGAGCAGCUUUGUUAUCGAAAGAGAGAAAUGGCUCAGAUUUUUUUUUUAACAUUUGAAUUAGAUAUAUUGAACAUUUCGGUCUAUUGGCAUCACAUAUUGAUACAUAUAUUUUGUUUUAUUUAAAUUAAAUUUCCUUCGAUGAAAUUUUUUUUUUUUUUGUAAAAAAAUGAGUGGAAAUUAUUUGAAAAAUAAAUUAUUGUAUUUUGUUAA
Sitodiplosis mosellana (orange wheat blossom midge) is the source of this 5599-nucleotide messenger RNA. RefSeq lists its product as uncharacterized. Gene Ontology annotation, molecular function: nucleic acid binding; 3'-5' exonuclease activity. Lineage: Eukaryota; Metazoa; Arthropoda; Insecta; Diptera; Cecidomyiidae. Gene Ontology annotation, biological process: nucleobase-containing compound metabolic process. The record is from RefSeq and is a predicted model, not a curated record. The coding region runs from base 906 to 3905 and encodes 999 amino acids. The transcript is spliced from 12 exons.